Messenger RNA from Patiria miniata (bat star), 2582 nucleotides. Its product is annotated as post-GPI attachment to proteins factor 3-like. The record is from RefSeq and is a predicted model, not a curated record. Gene Ontology annotation, cellular component: endoplasmic reticulum membrane. Gene Ontology annotation, biological process: GPI anchor biosynthetic process. The transcript has 8 exons. Lineage: Eukaryota; Metazoa; Echinodermata; Asteroidea; Valvatida; Asterinidae. The coding region runs from base 164 to 1186 and encodes 340 amino acids. Gene Ontology annotation, molecular function: hydrolase activity, acting on ester bonds.
CACACGUUUUGGGCUAUAUGUUCGUGUACAAUGGCUUCUUUUGACGCCCAAUUUAGAUAAGGCAUACGUGUUUCAUGAAAAUUGUUGGGCUACAUGCGUUGAAGUAACGAAGGUCUAACGUUAGAUCGGAAUCGGAACUUUUUUGGGGUAAUAGAUACUGAUAAUGAAGUUGACGAUACCAUCAACUACCACCAUGCAUCUAGUUGCCUUCCUUUGCCUAUUCUCAAUCUGGCUUCUGUCACCGAGUGUGAAUGCAUCUUGGGGUGAUCAGCAUCCGGUCUUCCAGAAUUAUCGGCGUCACUGUCUGAACAUGAAUUGCAGCACAGAUGCCAAACUGACUAGAUUCAAUACUAGACAGCCGCUAUCCAUGAGGUUAUUAGGUUGGGACUGCUCGUCUGAGUGUACCUAUGAAAGCAUGUGGCAUCUCACACACAAGGCUUUGGAAGAGGUUGAAAGAGUUCCACAGUUUUAUGGAAAGUGGCCAUUUGUGCGCUUUAUGGGCAUGCAGGAACCGGCAUCCUGUAUCUUCUCCAUUCUAAAUGGAGCCGUUGCAGUCUACAUGCUGAGUCGAUUCAGGAGACAAGUUCCAUCCAAUGCUCCCAUGUAUGAAGCGUGGCACGGCUACUUUGCUGUUCAGAUCAACACGUGGGUAUGGUCCACUGUUUUCCAUUUCAGAGAUGUAACAUGGACAGAGAAAAUGGACUACAUAUCUGCAUUUUCACUGAUUGUUUCUGGAAUGUUGAUGUUCAUUCUAAGAGUGUUUAGUAUGAAGGGAAAUACAAUCAACAUGAAGGUGGCUGUUCCUACUGUAACUCCAAUUGCCAUGUUCUUUUUGUCUCAUGCAUUCUACCUGGGCUUCACCAAGUUUAGUUACAGCUACAACCUCAAAGUCAAUCUAACAUUUGCAAUAGUCAGUUCAGUUGCGUGGUUACUCUGGUCCAUCAUUGUUCGUUCAAGACAGCCAUACGUAUGGAAAGUAGCCCUCUCUAUUCUGUCAGGAAACUUAUUAACUCUUCUUGAAGUCUUCGACUUUCCACCAGUAUGGUGGGUCUUUGAUGCACAUUCUAUAUGGCAUGGAGGCACUGCACCGCUUGCAUUUGUUUUCUAUAGUUUUGUGAUUGACGACUGCCUUUAUUUGUACGAGGAGUAUAAGAAAACACCAGACUAUAGGAGGAAAGGAGUUUGAUCAUCUUAGAUAAGAAAACUGAAAUCACAAAUUGCUGCAGCUUUAUUUUUUUCCUGUGAUUUACAGUUUCUCUGUGAAACCAAAAGUGCCAAAAUAUUUAGAACCAACAUACAUAGUUGUGAACUCUUGAAAUCUCAGGCAUUUUGAAAUGUACAGGAGAUGUUUGUAAAUGUACAAGUGUUUAAGUAUUAUUGUAUAAUGUAGUCGUGAACCAAACUUUCUUAUUAUGUGCGCCCUAGCCGUGUGCAGUGUUGCUUUGUGAGUACAUCGUAGUUGUGUUUUUAUUAGUACUAAAAGAUUGUGACAAUUGUUUUUACAUUUUGUUCCCUGCAACAUAUGAGUUAAGUUUGGUUGCUUAAUUUCCCAUUUGAUAUUCUGAUGAUGUCUCUAGAUUAGAAAUUUCAGUCUUAUUUAUAUCAUAUUGAAUUUUAGGUCUUUGUAAAUUAAAUUCACCAAAGAUGAUACAUAUAUCGUAAAAGUCAACAAUUAUGCAGUGAUUUACUCAUUUUAUACAGAGAUUUAGACACAAUUCUUUAAUUUUUAUUUUUUGUUCUAUAUAAAAUCACUUAAACAAUGCAGUCAUGUGGAAAAUGUACUCCUUUAGUUUUGUACUUUGAUUUGUAUAAUGCACUGUAAAUAACAGAUAUUUUACGUCAAGAAAUUUAACAGGUGUACAUGUACUUUCAAUCACUUUUCCGAAGGUCCCUUACAAUCUAACUAAUUUUAAAAUCACAUUUAUAUAUGUAUAUAUUUAUUGUUAAUACUCAUUUUGAAAACUAUAAAAUUGAUAAGGGUUUUUUGUUGUUGAGAUGCUCUGAGAGUGAAAUAAAACACUGUACAAAGGAACUGAUAUUCAUUUCUUUUUUCAUAUUUUAUUAUUAUUAGCAACAAAUGCUUGAAAAAAGCAACCUUUUAAUCCACUCAUAAAGCACUGGUUACCACAUACAUGUAUAUAAAUAUCAAAUUAUCUUCAACCAAUUUGGUUAGUAUGUGUUCACGUAUUCGUUUUGGUAACUGAAUUUAAAAACAUCAAAAGAAGCAAGAGUCCAAUUUUGAUAUGUGUUCAUUGGAAAGAUAAUCGGUCUAAUGUACAUUUAGGAUGACAACCUUAUUUGGAAAAAAAAACUAGCAACAAGGAUGGAUUUAGUUUUAUGUACAUGUACAAACUUGCAAGGAUUCACAGUUAAUUGAAUAGUGCAUCCUCCCCUUCAAUGAUAAAAUUUUAAACAUCUGAUCCGAAGCAAUUACAUGUACUCCAAUACAAUAUUUACAUAUUUGCCCAUUUUAAGAGAAAAAAAAACUGCUAUGUACACAUGUAUACAACAUGAAUACAAGAAUAGGAUUUAACUGUUAUUCUGGAGGAUGUAUGCCAAGUCCCUCUUUUAACAUUAAAAUA